Messenger RNA from Brassica rapa (field mustard), 6137 nucleotides. RefSeq lists its product as uncharacterized. The record is from RefSeq and is a predicted model, not a curated record. NCBI's taxonomy places the organism in Eukaryota, Viridiplantae, Streptophyta, Magnoliopsida, Brassicales, Brassicaceae.
AAUUAGAAAAUAUUACCAAAAAUUCAAAUAUGUUUUUAUAAAAUAAUGUAUUAUGGAGUAACAAAAGCAAAUUCAAAAUUAAUGUAAUAUUCCAAACUCAAAAAUAAUUGUGUAAUUUUCCAAGUUUUUUUGAAAAAUAUACAAUUUUGAAAAUAAAUAUUCAAACUCAAAUUGAUAAUAUUUCAAACUUUAGAAAAGAUAAAAUCAUAGAUAAUAAAUAAUAACCUUUUGAAUUGCACCACGAAAAUAGAAACUAUAUAUUUUAUAAAGAUUAAAGUAAUCUAAAUUUUUGAAAUCUUAAUAAAAAAAACAUAAUAUCAUAACAUGAAAAAUAAUCUAAAUCAAUAAAAUUUACUAAAAUAAUAUAAUUUUAAUAAAAUAGAUGCUGUUAUGUAUAAAAUUUACUAAAAUAAAGAGCUAUAUUAUUUUAAAAAGAGUAUUUUUACUUAUAAAUCCGGUAUAAUACAAAACGAUAUAUUUUAGAGUAUAUUUUUAAGAAGAAUAUGUAAAUUUAAAUUAUCUUAAACACAUAUAUUUUCUAUAAUAUAAACAAAUAAAAAUUUAAAAUUUAUUAUAUGCAAAUUGUAUAAAUUAAAGAAAAAUAUAUUUUAAAAGAAGUUCUCUAUUUGAUUAUUUUAGAUUUUUUAAUUUAUUGUGCCUAAUUCGAAAAUAUAUUCGUAAGUAAAAAAAUUAUUGACAAACUAAACGUAUUAAAGAAAUCACUAUUCGGGUCGGGUUUCUAUUUUUUUAUUAAUUAAUUAUUUCUUUAUUAACUCGAAAAUAUAUUCGGGUUUUUUUCCCGUUGGUUUCUCUUGUUUUAGUUAAUAAAGAAAUAGAAAAGCAUGAGAGAGAGAAAUCAGAACAGACAGAAACGUCUCUUUAUAAAGAAUUUUUUCUUAACCAUGAGGUACUCUGGUGAGAAAUGAAACCACUAAUGAUGCUCUUAGUUCAAUACUCUCCUCUGUCUCCCAUUUGCUUAUAUAAGUAUUUUCUGAUUAACUUUUUCAUGCUAUCUAAAAGUCUAUGGAUUUUAUAACUGUUUGUAAUCUUUUUUGUCACAAAUUGAUUCUUAUAUGACUUAGAUUUGUUUUUAAUUAAGAUUAAGAUUUUGUUUAUAAUUUUUUUAAUAAAUUAAAUAUAUUUUUAAGUUUGCCUUAGUCAUAUAUAUAAGAAAUCAAUUUGUGCCGUAAAGUUCUCACACGGCACUGAUCUACUUAUUAAUAAACAAAUUUCAGUAUCUUCUAAAACCAACUAGAAUCACUGUAUACCAUCAAUGGACGUUGAACGUUUGGUCAUGUUCCUUUACGGAUCCCAAAAUAGAGGAUUUUUUUCUAAAAAUAUCGAAUACACUUGAAAGAAGACCUAUCAGUUUUAGUAUAUAUAUAGUAAAAAUAUAUUUACAUCUAUUGCAUAUCUGCAUAACUGUUAUCUUUUAUGUAUCCUUUUCUGACAUAAAAUUAUAUUUAUAUGCAUGCCGAAAUGAAAAAUGAAACAUACAUAAUCGUAAAUGAUUAGCGAUACAUACUUCAAACCUCAAAUUUUUGUUCUUUUUCUGUUUGCUAACCAGUUGUUAUGGGCGCAAACUCAAACUAAUGGUCUACCUGUGGAAACAAUCUUUACAUUUCCUGGUCCUUUGCCUAAUACGCUUCCCGAUGAGGGAGAUUUUGGUAAAGGUAUCAUAGACUUGGGAGGUCUAGAGGUUGCUCAAGUCUCCAUCUCCAACUCAACAGCGCAAAGAGUAUGGAGUACAUAUGAAGGAGGAGGAGACAACAUGGGAUUCAGCAUCUUUGAACCUAUAAAUCUCCCUCCUAACUUCUUCAAACUCGGCUUCUAUGCACAACCAAACAACCAGAAGCUUUUUGGUUCGAUUCUUGUUGCAAGAAGCGUAAAUUUAUCUAAUUUACUACCACCAGAAGACUACCUUGAAGUCGGUAACACUGCAUCGCUAAAUAUCAAACAAGACGGGCCUGCUUAUGUUUGGCAGCCGGUAUGUCACAAUGGAUAUCAAGCGGUUGGUAUGUUUGUCACUACUUCUCCUGAAAAGCCACUUCCGUUAACCCAACAAUACACAAGUUGUGUUCGAUCCGAGUUUACGGAAGCGAGUGAAGCUGAUGGAUUGUUAUGGGGGAUAAACGGAGUAAGCGUUUUUAAAUUGAGACCGGUCAUCAGAGGAACACAAGCAACAGGUGUGUACACAGGAACAUUCAGUUUUCAAGGACUAAGUAGUUCUACUCCUCUUCCUCCUUUAUUCUCCUUAAGAAAUACAAAACUUGACAUGUACUCUUGCAUGCCAAGCGAAGCUCAAACUAGGGUUUUGUUUCAAACCUAUUCUCCUUUGAUAUAUUUCCAUCCAGACGAAGAUUUUCUUCCUUCCGCCGUGGAUUGGUUCUUCACCAAUGGUGCAUUGUUGUACCAGAAAGGAAACGAAUCAAACCCUGUCCCAAUACAACCAAACGGUACAAAUCUUCCACAAGGCGGUUCUGAUGAUGACUUGUUCUGGUUAGACUACCCGGUCGAUAAAACCCAAAAAGAAAUGGUUAAAAGAGGAGACUUGAGUAGCACGAAAGUGUAUCUACACAUCAAACCAAUGUUUGGUGGGACUUUCACCGACAUUGUCGUAUGGGUAUUCUGUCCUUUCAACGGUAACGCCAACCUCAAGUUUCUAUUCAUCAAGAGACUCUCUUUAGGGGAUAUAGGCGAACAUAUUGGAGACUGGGAGCACGUUACUUUACGUAUCAGUAACUUCAACGGCAUGUUAUGGCGCGUUUACUUCUCUCAGCAUAGUGGAGGAGCGUUGAUGGAGGCGUGUGAUCUUGAGUACGUUGAUGGUGGAAACAAACCAGUGAUAUACUCGUCGCUUCACGGUCACGCAAUGUAUUCAAAACCUGGACUUGUGUUGCUAGGCAAUGAUGGCAAUAACGGAAUAAGAAACGACAUGGAUAGAAGUGACAAGGUGUUGGACUGUGGUUCGGGGUAUGAAGUGAUUUCAGGACUUUCAGGCGUGGUUGAGCCACCGUGGAUUAACUAUCUUAGGAAAUGGGGACCUCAAGUACAGUAUAACAUUGACAAGUCUCUUGAAGGCUUCGCUAAGAUUUUGCCGUGGUUUAUACGGAAGAGUUUCUAUAAACUUAUUAGCAAGAUUCCUGUUGAGAUACUUGGGGAAGAAGGUCCAACGGGUCCUAAAGAAAAGUUGAGUUGGACCGGUGAUGAAAAAUAUUAAUAGGCGGUGUUAUUCAAUUAUCUAUUUUAAUAGAGUUUAAAUCUGAUAUUCGAAUGAUGAUUAUAAAUUCUAUUUUAAAAUCAAGUGUAUUUCAAUGAAUGAUUUAAAUCUAGUUUUUAAAAUAUAAUGUUAUUCAAAUUGUAAGGAUUUAACUCCUUUUUUUUGUAUUUUGGAUUCAUUACAAAUAAUUUUAUAUAGAAUCUCAUGAAUACAUGAUUGAACUCAAAAUCCUAUGCAUACUAAAGAAAUUUUAGAAUUUAUCAACUUAAACUAUUUUAAAAUUUAAUAGGUAAAAAAAUAUUAAUAACUUAUUUUAAUUAAUCACUAAUUGAAAAAUACCCUAACUUAUUUAGUUUAGAUUGUUGCAUUAAUCUAUAUACAGUAUAGUUAUAUGCAUUUUUCACAACCAAAAGAAAUCUAUCCAGCAGUAAUGUUUAAAAAAAAAAUUAAAUAGCUAAACAAUAAUUUUAAUAAGAAAAACAUAAAGACAAAGUACAAUAUAAAUGUAUUAUGCAACUCAUUUGUUUUUUUUUUUUGACGUCGAACGGCCAUUCUAUUACUCAAGCUUGAGGUGGUCUGGGUAACCAGACCGGAAUAUAACAACCAAUAAAAAGUAACUCUCUCCGAAAUGUUCUAGCAGUCUUAGCUAAAAAGUCCGAAAACUGAUUGCGCACUCGUGGAACAUGUAUGAUUUUGAAGUCCGGAAAGCAAAUCUGCAGCGUCUCUAUCUUCUCCAAUUCUGUCGCAAAUCUUGGCCAUUUUUGGGGUUCAUUUAUCAUAGCAAUCAGCUCCUUGCAAUCUGUUCCAAAGCUCUGACAUGGUGAGUGUUGAAGCAUGUUCUCCAUCGCCCAGCGCAGUGCUUCUAUCUCAGAAUGCAAUGCUGAUUCACAUCGACUGAAGUUUCGUGUACCCAAAAGUUGUAUGUUCUCCCCGCUAUCCAUCCAAGCUCAUCCGCAUCCACUGAAUCUAUCGGAAGCUGUCCAUGAUCCAUCCAGGAGGCAAAUAUUACUCAAGCUUAAGACUUGGUUUUCCUCAUUGUUGUUGUCUUGCACUACCGGUGGUAUCAACUCAUUUGCACUAAACCAGGCUUGGCAUUCGCUUUCUGCAUAUCGGACUAGCUCCAAAGGAUCUCUGUCUAUUCCCCUGAAGAGCUUAUCAUUACGAGCCUUCCAUAUAUACCAUAUUAUCCAGGGAUAAGGAUCUAUGUCUUGGUCUAAAGCUAUGAUAUUCUUUUUCCUCCAGAAUAGAUAGUCCAUGUUUGUGUAGACACUUGACGCUGGAAAUAUGCAUGGGCUUGUAAGAGUUGUCGAUAAGGACCAUGCUUGCAGAGCAGGAGGGCAUUCAAAUAUGGCAUGAGUUACAGAUUCCUCUGCCUCCCCACACCUCGGACAGUAAUCAUCACAGCGCAUAUUUCUUCUCACUAGAUUUCUCGUUACUGCCAUCUGACCCGUUAUCACCUGCCAUAUUAAAUGACAUAUCUUCCUAGGCGCUUUCAACUUCCAAGCAAAGGCUUGAAGUUUAGUUAUACUUGGUUCCAGUAUCAGCUUUUCCUCAUCUAACUUCAGCAGAUUUUGAGCAACCCAAUAUCCAGACUUAACUGUGUAUUGUCCAUUCCUCGUGUAUUUCCAGCAACUCAUUUGUUAUGAAAAGUAAUUACUAUGACUUACAUUUUUUUGGGUGUAGUAAAACUAUGACUUACAUUGGUGACUGUAUUUUAGAAAAGGAUUUUUAAAGUUAAAAUAUCUUAACUAAGUUUGUUUUGGGUAAAAACCCUCAAACUAAGUAUUUAACGAAAAAACCCUCAAACUAACUAUAUUUAAUGAAUUAAACUCUAGCAUAUCAUAAUUACCAUUACUACUGGUAAAUCUUUAAAUUAUGGGUUUCUAUAUUAAUUCAUUACAUAAAUUAGUUUGGGGGUUUUUCAUUAAAUACUGAAUUUGAGGGUUUUUCUCUAAAACUAAUUUAGUUAAGGGGUUUUAAUGUUAAAUUCCUUUAGAAAACAGUAUCCUACUCUAUUCUUCUUACUUCUCAAUGUUUGAGAAGGAGUGUUUCUUAUUCCAAGCCCAAGCAAAUUAAUCUUAUUAGCUUAAUGCCUUUUGGCUAUAGGACAUUAGACUUCUACCGGCUACCGGGAAAAAGAUUAGACUAGAUCAAAGGACAAUAGGUCAGAAAUGACCAAAUCCAUCUUGAAAAUGAAGAUGGACAAAGUUGUUCAAUGAUUAACCGGUAUUUCGAUGUUAAGUAAAAGAUCAAGGGUCAAAUCAGAUAGGUAGUGUCUGUCGCAUGCUCUGCACCAGUUCUGUUAUAACUCGGUCUGUAAGCUUUCCUUGUCCAUAAUGAUGCAACUAAGCUUAGCUAUUUCAGUUUAAAUCCUAACAACAUUAAUUCUAUUUUUUUAAAAAAAUCUUGCAUCAAAUCAUCAUUCUUCGUGUCUAAAUAACAUAAAUUCUUCAUGCUUACUUGUUGCUGAGAAAUAUUCGUAUGGAAACAAUUGAGUAAGAUGUAAGCCAACCAUGAGCCCAUGUAGGGAAUCACCGAAAAGAUUCCUAAGACAAGUUUAAUGGGUGGAUACACAAUUUAGCAAACGAAGAAAUUGCACCAAAACAUUAAUGGUCUCGGGACAGAGUGCGUUUGCAGAAAAACAUAUGAACCAAACUCAAUAAGAGAGAAUAAAUUUGCCAGUAGAUUAAGGGCCUGGAUAAUCAUGAAAUAUCAUCAGAUCCAGGCGAGUGAUACUGCCGAGUUCUAUUUUGCAAGGUUAUAUUUUUUUAUAAAUUGACUGGAUCAUGACAGUCUUUGAUCCAACCAAAGAAGCUGAACUUGCUUGUAAUAACACAAGAUAGAAAACUUUGUAAAAUAAAACAACAAAAAUUUAAAGGAUUUAUUAGAGAGAGAUGACAGGCGUUGUUAGAGAAGA